GGUGAGCGAUGGCGGAGGACUCGUCCGAUGGCGAGGCACACGACGACGACACAUCACACGCCGCCCCGGCCAAGAAGACGCUCGAGGAGCUGAUGGCGCAAAAGGAGGGCGAGGACGAGGCGAUGCAGCGGUACAAGAUGACGCUUCUGAAGCAGGACAGCUUUGAGAAGACCGACGACCCGAGGCAUGUUGUGCUGAUGGAGAUGCGCAUCCUCAUCGAAGACAGAGAUCCCCUCGUCUUCGACCUCGUCUCGCCCAAGAAGGACACGGUGUUUGUCCUCAAAGAGGGAUGCAAAUACCGGAUACAGCUCUCGUUCAAAGUUCAGAACGAGAUUGUCUCGGGCCUCAAGUACAAGCAUGUCGUCAAGCGCGCAAUGAUGAAGGUCGACACACACUCAGAGAUGCUGGGCAGCUACGCGCCGAGCAAGCUCCAGGUGUACCAAGUGUUCUUCCCCAAGGGCGAGUGGGAGGAGGCCCCCUCAGGCGCCUUGGCGCGCGGCCAGUACCACGUGAAAACGACCUUUGUGGACGACGAUAAGGUGGAGCACCUAAAGUUCAAGUACGACUUCCAGAUCAAGUCGGACUGGGAGUGAGGGUUCCACUGCCACGGGCACCGCAGCAGCAGAGGAGGCACGCUGGGGACAUGACCGGGCCGAGAGGGAUGUAGAUAUCAGCGUGUCGGGCAGGACGCUGUAGUCGAGUAUUAUUCUCGUGUGGUAUCGCCGCCCAGUUCUUGCCUCCCGAAAUCC
This is a messenger RNA of Emiliania huxleyi CCMP1516, 749 nucleotides long. It is a transcript of the gene RhoGDI-2, whose product is annotated as RhoGDI, GDI for Rho-like GTPase. The transcript is spliced from 3 exons. Gene Ontology annotation, molecular function: Rho GDP-dissociation inhibitor activity; protein binding. Lineage: Eukaryota; Haptophyta; Isochrysidales; Noelaerhabdaceae. The record is from RefSeq and is a predicted model, not a curated record. Gene Ontology annotation, biological process: Rho protein signal transduction. Bases 9 to 593 code for a protein of 194 amino acids. Gene Ontology annotation, cellular component: membrane; cytosol; cytoplasm.